CACUUUGCUGAUAUAACUGAUGAUCAAUUUGAUUUUCAUACAUAUUGUUUGCAUAAAGUCACUCUUCAUGCAUAUUUCAGUAUUUUACAUUUGGAGGAUCAAUUAUGUUCUCAUCCUUAUUACUUUUGUUCUGCACAAAAUGCUAUAAAGAUAUAUCUUAAAUUAUAUGAUAGCCCAAACAUUGCUUCUUCUAGUGACAAUAAUAUUGACUAUGCCAACAUGACUGAAGGUGAAAUCAAAAAAGCAAAGAAUGAGACCAAAAAAGCUGCAAUAAAAGCACAACAGGAAGCCGAAACAAAAAAAGCCCUGGCAAAAAAAGAACAAAGCAAAAAAAAGAUUGAAAAACCACAAGAUGAUGAUCCAGAGG
Entrophospora candida is the source of this 367-nucleotide messenger RNA. Lineage: Eukaryota; Fungi; Glomeromycota; Glomeromycetes; Entrophosporales; Entrophosporaceae. The record is from the annotation of a GenBank genome assembly.